AUGCUGAUGAAUCACACAAACCAAACAGAGGAUGACCUCUUCUCCUGCUACAGUCCUUCAGUCAUAGUCUACCGCUACUUUGCUGUGCUGUGGGGAUGUUUUGUGACCAUCACUGGUACUGUGGGGAACCUGAUGACCAUUCUAGCCUUCGCCUUAGACCCGCAUCUGAGGACUCGCUUCAAUAUGCUGAUCAUCAACCUGGCUGUGGCUGAUCUCCUGUACUGCACCAUACUGCAGCCCAUCUCAGUUGACUCCUAUCUACACCUUAGAUGGCGCAGUGGCCAACUCUGGUGCAGCAUCUUCGGCCUGCUCCUCUUCCUCUCCAACUUUGUCUCCAUUAUGACCCUCUGCCUGGUAGCUGUGAGUAGAUACCUCCUGGUUGCAAAAAGGACUGUGUUUGACCGUGUCUUCUUUGAACAUGGUCUUGUUUUACUCCUGAUCUCAACAUGGGUACUAGGCCUGGCCAGCUUUGGCCCACUCUGGCCUGUGUAUGUGUUUGUGCCACAGGUCUGCACAUGCAGCUUCCAUCGAACCAGGGGUCGCCCCUACAGCACCAUCCUGCUCUUUUUCUACUUUUUUGUCGGCCUGGGCUGCAUUGGCGCAUUCUACCUCCUCAUUUACAGACGUGUCAAGAUUGCCUCACAGGCUCUACUCCGCUACAGGUUCAGCCGUCGGUCCUCCAGGAAGGGCACUUCUUCAGCACAAGGGACUGAUAACAGUGGUGUAGAGAGCAGUAUGGACAACACAUGUAGUUGUGAGAUAAGCAGCCAGGCGGAUCAAACCCAAAAUAAGGAUAAGAGCACAUGUGAAAACAGCUUUGCCGCGGCCUCAAAUUCACCAGCAGCCAGUAAGCCUACCUCUGAUAUUAUCCCUACAUCACCUUCAUCCACACCUGCACCCAUGGGUGCAGCAUCCUCGUCCCACUCAGCAACAUCAGGAGAUGACGGUGAAUUCAGGCGUGUGACAUGCAUGUGUUUCACUGUUUUCCUGUGCUUUGUGUUCUGCUUCGUACCCUUCCUGUUGCUCAACAUAGCCGACAAACAGAACCGCGCCCCACGGGUACUGCAUAUGUUCUGCGCAAACCUCACCUGGCUGAACAGCUGUAUCAACCCCAUGAUCUACGCUGUCAUGAACCGACAGUUUCGACAGGCCUACUAUGUGCUGCUCUCCAGGGCUGCUGCACCAUUCACCCGCCUCUGACACAAGCCCAGUAUGAUAUUACUCUUUUGACAGAUGGCACAUGAUUGACAUCAUGCAGCUUAUAUUCAUCACUAUCAAGUUUAAGUUGCUCUUCUGUUUGUUCAAGUAGGAGAAGAGAAGAAGUAGGUCUCAGGUAGUGAACAAAAGCACAGGAUGAAUUUAACAAACAAAAUGUGUUUAUGUGGCAUUACCAAAUGUAGCUGCUAAGCCUAAACUUAAAGCCACUGAGGGGCUGCAAGAUACAAUAAUACAGCAUGUUACCCCUCCUGGCGCAGCAGUCAAAAAUUGUAUUGCUCCUCCGUCCAGCAG
Molecule: messenger RNA, 1509 nt
Organism: Chelmon rostratus (copperband butterflyfish)
Lineage: Eukaryota; Metazoa; Chordata; Actinopteri; Chaetodontiformes; Chaetodontidae
Gene: gpr84
Product: G protein-coupled receptor 84
Biological process (GO): neuropeptide signaling pathway
Cellular component (GO): membrane
Molecular function (GO): urotensin II receptor activity
Source: RefSeq, a predicted model, not a curated record